Solanum tuberosum (potato) is the source of this 3772-nucleotide messenger RNA. RefSeq names its product topless-related protein 1-like. Bases 58 to 3600 code for a protein of 1180 amino acids. Gene Ontology annotation, molecular function: protein binding. The record is from RefSeq and is a predicted model, not a curated record. Gene Ontology annotation, biological process: regulation of DNA-templated transcription. Lineage: Eukaryota; Viridiplantae; Streptophyta; Magnoliopsida; Solanales; Solanaceae. The transcript is spliced from 32 exons.
AGCACUGCACUGCAGGUUUUUAGACAGGUUUUGAAGGAAGAAAUAACACAUUUGGCUAUGUCUCUUAGUAAAGACCUUAUAUUCUUGAUAUUGCAAUUCUGCAAUGAGGAGAACCUCACGAAAACUGCUCACAUGUUAGGGCAGGAGACAGGGUUUUUCUUUGACAUGGGACAUCUUGAAGCUCUAGUGCUCGGUGGCAAGUGGGAUGAGAUUGAGAACUACCUUUCAGGUUUCACUGGUGUCACUGACAGCAGAUAUUCUAAAAAAAUGUUUUUUGAGAUUAGGAAACAAAAGUUCCUUGAGGCACUCGACAGGCAAGAUCGUAAAACUGCUCUUGAGAUCCUUAUGAAAGAUCUUCAAGUGUUUGCCGAGCCAAAUAAAGUGCUUUAUGCAGAGAUGACUCAGCUUCUUACAUUCGAUGACUUCAGAGAACAUCCUUCACUUGCUUUAUAUGGAGACACAUUAACUGCUAGGAACCGCAUAAUGAAGCUACUUAAGGUUGUCAUUGAAUCAAGCCCCCAGUUUCAUGGAAGACUCGACUUUCCAGAAUUAACCAAGUCAAGAUUGCGCCGUCUAAUUAAUCAAAGCUUGAACUGGCAGCAUAUUCAUUGUGCAAAGCCUCAGCAAGAACCGGAGAUCAAAACACUCUUCGCUGAUCAUAAGUGUUCCAUACCUGAAGAUCAGUCGGUUACGCAAAUGCCAAGGCCUAGCCAAACCAUAUCGGCUGCAACCCCAGAUCAGUCUGUUAUGCAAAUGCCAAGGCCUAGCCAAACCAUAUCGGCUGCAACCCCAGAUCAGUCGGUUACGCAAAUGCCAAGGCCUAGUGAAACCACAUCGGCUGCAAACCAAGAUCAGUCGGUUACGCAAAUGCCAAGGCCUAGUGAAACCACAUCGGCUGCAAACCAAGAUCAGUCGGUUACGCAAAUGCCAAGGCCUAGUGAAACCACAUCGGCUGCAAACCAAGAUCAGUCAUUUACGCAAAUGCCAAGGCCUAGUGAAACCACAUCGGCUGCAAACCAAGAUCAGUCAUUUACGCAAAUGCCAAGGCCUAGCAAAAGCAUAUCAGCUGCAAACCCUGAUCAUCGACAAAUAUUUUCUAGUUCGUCCAUUGUAACUGAUGACAUAGCUUCUGCUUCUACUUCGAAGGCUGUUCAGGAUUCUGGUAAUUUAUCUGAUGUAAACACUACAAGGGAUAUGAACGAGAAAGUGUUAUCCACAACUGCUCCUUGUCAAGACCAGGAUGCAUCGGUUAACCUCUCGGAUGACUUUCCGAAGACCGUUGAACGUGUUUUAACCAUUGGCGCCAAUCCACCAACGACCAGUGAUUAUCCAACAAUCAGUAGCAAUUAUCCGACGGUCAACUAUUAUCCAACCACAAUGGAUUUUCACCCUGUUCAACAGACACUUCUGAUAGUUGGAGACGGUGGUGGAGGCGUAGAGCUGUGGGAUGUUAGUUCUGGAAAAAUGUUGUUUAGAAGAACGUUAAUGAUGUGGGAAGUAGAGGCUUUUUCAGCUGAAUUUCUGAAAAGUAUGGGUGAAGAUCCGAGGAUCUCAGUCAAUCGAGUCCUAUGGAGUUCCGAUGGCUCUCUCUUUGGGGUUGCAUCCUCUAAGAACAUUGUUCAACUAUAUAGUUAUCAUAAUAAUGUCAAUCAUGCUGAAAACCAUCUGGAGAUUGAGGCUCAUUAUGGCAGUGUAAAUGAUCUUGCAUUUUCUAAGCCAAAUAACCAACUUCUUGUCAUAACGUGCGGUGAGGACAAGUUGGUCAAGGUCUGGAAUACUAACAAUGGUGCUAGACAAUAUACUUUUGAAGGUCAUGGAGCGCCCGUUUACUCUCUUUGCGCUCACGUGAAGGAAGAUGUUCAUUUUAUAUUUUCAACAUCAACUAAUGGUGAAAUAAAAGCAUGGGUGUAUGAAAACUCGGGACCAAGUGUUUCUUAUGAGGCUCCUAGUAAAUGUUGCAUGAGAAUGCUUUACAGUGCCAAUGGUAAAAGGCUUUUUUCAUGUGGGACUAAUAAAGAUGGAGACUCGUACUUGGUGGAAUGGAAUGAAAAUGAUGGUUUCAUAGAAAGGACCUACCUCGGACUUGGCAAAUGUUCUUCGGGUGUUGUGGAAUUUGAUAUCAGCAGGAAUAACUAUGUGGCUGCUGGAGAUUCCCAUGUAAUCAAAGUUUGGAAUGUAAAUGAUGCUCAACUCUUGACAGUUGUCAAUGCUGGUGGAGACCUUCCUGCAAGUCCAUAUGUUCGAUUCAACAAGAAUGGCACUUUAUUGGCUGUCUCUGUGGAUCAGAACAGUAUCAAAAUCUUAGCAAAUGAUGGUGGCCGCAUUUUUCUUCAAACUUCAUUGGAUGCCUCUACAUAUCUAUCUACAAGAGAGAUUGCAGGCAAUUCCCUAAGUGGUCCUGCUAAUAGUAGCCCGAUUGAUGGCAUUGUCCCUCCGGAAAAGACAGCAGAAAACCUGGCAAGUAUGGAGCAUCACAAGAUAUUAGGGAAUCCGAGCACCUCUAAGGUCGUCCAAAUUUCACGAUGUCAAUCUUUGAGGCUCCCCUCGGAAGUGAAGACAAAUAAGGUGUGUAGGUUAGCAUAUACUCAGGCAGGAAAUAUGCUUGUGGCCUUAGUCGCAGAUGGUAUUCAUCUACUCUGGAAAUGGUCGGAGAGUGAUUCUAAUUUGACUGGCCAGACAACACCAAAAUGCACUCCUCAACUAUGGCAACCACGGAGUGGGCAGAGUGGGGUGGUUUUGAAGAACAGUCUGCCCAGUGGUGAUGCAGGAGCAGUUUCACCUUGCAUAGCUUUAACCAAUAAUGGUUUUUAUGCACUUUCGGCAUCCGGAGGAGCAGUUUCUAUAUUUAACUUAAACCUCUACAAGAAAAUGAAAAGUAUCACGCCUCCUACACCUGCAGCAACAUGUAUUGCUUGCCACCCGACUAAUAACAAUGUGAUUGCUGUUGGGAUGGAUGAUUCGACAAUCAUUGUCUACAGUGUCCGUUCGGAGGAGUUCAUAAGCAGGCUUCAGGGACACUCAAAAAGGAUUACUGGACUUGCAUUCUCUAACACACUGAAUGUGCUUGUUUCUUCAGGAGCAGACUCUCAGAUAGUGGUGUGGAAUUCAACUAACUGGGAGAGGGAGGGAAGUACAAUGUUGCAGAUGUCUGCAGACUGGUUACCAACAGAAGUAUCAGAGACAUCUGUCGAAUAUCAGCGAGAUGAGAAAUGCUUCCUUGUCGUACAUGAGACUCAAAUUGCAAUCUAUGAAACAACAAAGCUAGAAUGUGUGAAGCAGUGGAUGAUCAAAAACUUCUGUGCACGAAUUUCACAUGCAACAUUUUCAUGUGAUAGUGAGUGGAUAUAUACUAUUAUGAAAGACGGGAUCGUUUUGAUACUGUCUGCUUCAGAUCUCUCCCCCAAAUAUGAGAUUGAUCCUUCUACUUUCCUCACUUCUGAUUUGAGUUCUCAUGUGUUCCCUGUGGUGGUUGCUGCUCAUCCUCAAAAUCCAAACCAGUUAGCUUUGGGUUUAAACGACGGUGGAGUAGUCGUUAUUGAACCUUCAGAGUCUGAUGGUAGAUGGUGUGAGCCACCCAAGGCGACGACUCAACCAAUAUAGCAGUAGUUCCAUUCAUUUGAUGAUUUCUCAUCACUUAGAGCUGCUUCUUGCUAUUGGCAAACUAUAACUAUAUUGAUUUUAGUUUCAUAAAGAUUAUAGUAUAUAUGGAAAACUAUUCAUAUACUCUUAUAUAUUGUUUUUAUGUUUCAUGAAAGGCCUCUCUUCAUUCACU